Molecule: messenger RNA, 6442 nt
Organism: Equus caballus (horse)
Lineage: Eukaryota; Metazoa; Chordata; Mammalia; Perissodactyla; Equidae
Gene: AJM1
Product: apical junction component 1 homolog
Biological process (GO): cell-cell junction organization
Cellular component (GO): apical junction complex; plasma membrane
Source: RefSeq, a predicted model, not a curated record
UUUUUCCCAGAGGGGCGGCUGCCCUCUGGAAUAGGAGGCCUUUCAGCAGGCGAGGCCCCACGCGUGCCAUGUGCUGCUGGCCAGGGUGGCCAGUAUGGCCACCGACAUGCGUGCCUGUCCCAGCCCACCUAGGCCAGGGCUGGGCAGCUGCACCCAGGAACAGCUGGGGUCCUCCAGCUCUCAGAUGUCAGGCCCAGUCCUGUCUUAGCCACCUCCCUGCUCCCUCCAGGCACUAGCCUUCAGCCUUGCUCUCCAGCUGCCAGCACUCCCGGCCCACGCCCACUACCCACCACCCCGCCGUUGCCAGGAGAACCAGGAGAACCAUUCAGAGAUGCUGGAGCUGCCCCUCCCUCCAGAGGCAGCAGGCGGUCCAUGCAGGACGGUGGGGGCAGGGGCGGCCUCCCCUUCCCGAACUCCUGUGCCUAGAGAGGUCACACCCCGGGGUAGGGGGACAGCAGUCACUGGGCAGACGCUGGACCCAGGCAUCACACUGACACCUUAGUGACUCCUUUUAGCCCACAGCCUGGGAGCUGACUGUCCUUGUGGGACCACUAAUGGGGGGAUCAGGCCAACAUGAAAUGAACUUGCCCUGGGCCCUGCACCUAAGAGACCCACAAUGGGGCAGGUCCUGCCCUGUGGAGCUGAGGCUGUCUGUGAGCCACCCCUCUGCUGGGCUAGAGUAUUCCCUGGCUCAGCGUCAUAUUGGGGAAGGGACCAGCGGGGCUGGAAGAAGGAUGUCCCCAUGUGUUUAUAAAUGGGCCAUAUAUAUGCAGACCUGCCUGUAUGGACACAGGGCACAGGAGCGUGCCCUAGCCCAGGAGUGGCUAGGCAUCCUGGGGACAGGAGGCUGCAGACAUAGGGGCCAUCUGGCCCCAGGUACCUGUAGAGAGCUUGGCGCCUCCACCACCGCAACGCAGAGGCCCGUGGGGCGGGGCACAGCCCAUCUGCUCCGGCCUGGGCCCAAACUGAGGCGUGAAUUCCGGAGCUCUCCACAGCCUGGCCAGGGCUUGGGGCUCCUCCAAGGCCCCGCCAGGCCACCAGCUGCCCUGGGCAGGUGUCCUGGAGUUGGGGGCUGGCAGGACCAGCAGGUUGCUCCCUGGGCACAGGUCCCCUCCUCAGCCCCCAGGCCUACACCCUGAGGGAGCCAGAUCAUCACCCGAUGCCCUUCACAGCCCAAAACAGCCAGCGCACAACGCGGGUCACAGCGCGGCCCCUUUAAGUGCAGCCCCAUCGGCAGCCAUUGGGAGCAGCACUGAGCAGCCGGGCGGCCUCGGCACUGCUGCCUCGAAGCUUCUGCCGGUCCCGGGGACGCGGCAGAGCCGGGCGGUGGAGCCAGGCGGGCCUGCGCAGCCCAUCAGGCUGGGCCGGGAAUAGCAUCCAGGUGCGCCUGACGCCAGCAUGGAGCAAGUGCCUGCGCCCUGGGCCAAGGCCCUCAGCCAGGGCUGCUGUGUCCUCUGUGCCCCAGGACGAAAGCCCCGAAAGGCCGAGUGAGCUGCAGCCACCAGCCCGGGGACCUCUUUUAAGAUGACCCGCACGGACCCGCCAGAUCUGCUGGUGUCGACCGUGUACCAGGACAUCAAGGUGGCGGCCCCGGGGCCCGCGUCGAGGCGCCCGCCAUGUGAGCGCUCCAUGGCCCGGCCUGCUGCGCCUGCGCCUUUCAACAAGCGCCACUGCCGCAGCUUCGACUUCCUGGAGGCGCUGGACGGAGCGGCCAUGGAGGCCCAACCGGAGCCGCCGCCCCCGGAGCCCGCCGCGCAGCGCUCCCGGCCCCGCGACGGCGAGCCCCGGCGCCGCGCCCGCUCCAAGAGCGCGCCCCGCGCACCCCCGGGCCUGGCGCCCGCGCCUGCCUCGCCGCCCGUCCUGCCGCGCCGAGGCCGGGAGCCCCAGCGGGCAGCGCGGGCCGAGGUAUCGCCCCGCCGGGAGCCUGCGUACCCCGCGCUGCGCGCGCUUGCCAACGAGCUGCACCCCAUCAAGCUGCAGCCGCAGCGGAGCGGCCCUGGCCGCAUUGCGCCCCUGUGCGCCACUGCCGGCCGCUGCGCGCCCCCCGAGCCGCCCGCCGGGCCCGCCCCCCACGUUCGCUGCCGCCUGGACAUCAAGCCCGAUGAUGCGGUGCUGCAGCAUGCCGCCCGGGGCUCGCGGCCGUGGGGGCCCGCCGAGAGCGCGCCCUGGGCCCGCGCCGCCCCGCAGCUCCACGGCCUCACAGUGCCCGGGCCUCGCCACGUGGCGCUGUCGCGCACCCCCACCCCCAGUGACACGUACUGCGCAGAUCCCCGGGCGCUGUACUGCGACGGGCCCCUGCCUGGGCCCCGGGACUAUGCGGAACGCCGAAGUCUGCCCUUCACCCCCCCGCCAGGCCCCACCCAGUUCUUCUACACUGAGGAGCCCGAGGGCCACCCCGGCGGUUUCACAGCCAGCCCGGGUCCUCCCUUCGACAGCUACUACGCCAGGCCCUUCCCGUCCGAGGAGCCCCCCGGGCCCAGUCCAAGGCGUGGGGCCGGCUACUAUGCUGGGGAAAUGCGCACCUUCCCGGUCCAGGAACCGCCCUCCCGUUCCUACUACGGGGAGGCCCCCCGAGCCUACCUCCCUCCCUGCGGCCCCCGCUAUGCCCCCGAGGAGCCCCGAGCCCACCCCGCCGCCCGUCCCUUUUAUACAGAGGACUUCGGACGGUACCGCGACCGCGAUGCCUUGGCGCGGACUUACCCAUACCCACGCGGCAGCCCAGCCUGGGGCGACUGGGGCCCGCGGCCUUACCGCACCCUGCAGGUGGCGCCUCCCCCGGACCCCGGCCCAUUACUCGCCUCGUGGCACGGUGGCACCGGCACCAGCCCGCCCCGGCUGGCCACCGACACCCGCCACUACUCGCGUUCCUGGGACAACAUCCUAGCGCCCGGGCCGCGCCGCGAGGACCCUCUGGGCCGCGGCCGCAGCUAUGAGAACCUGCUAGGGCGCGAGGUGCGGGAGCCUAGGGGCGCAUCACCCGAAGGCCGGCGCCCGCCCGUGGUGGUGAACCUGUCCACCUCGCCCAGACGCUACGCGGCGCUGUCGCUGUCGGAGACGUCGCUGUCCGAGAAGGGCCGCCUGGGCGAGGGCCUGGGCCGCAACUGGUAUGUCACGCCAGAGAUCACCAUCACCGACAACGAUCUGCGCGCCGCGGAGCGCCCAGCCACCAGGGGCUGGGAACGGCCAGGAGGCCGCCAGCGGCCGCCUCCGCCGGCAACCCUCGAUGGCCCCACCUCUGGCCGCCAGCGCAGCCUCGAGCAGCUGGACGAGCUCAUCACCGACCUGGUCAUUGACUCGCGGCCCCCAGCCGGCCAAGCCCCCGAGGCCGCGGCCGACGGCCUGGGCCGCCAGCUGCACCGCCUGCUGGACUCGCGGCCCGCGGGCCCCGGGGCCCCCGCGCUGGCGCCGCGCUCGCCACCCGCGUCGGCGGGCAGCGCCGAGGAGCCCGCGGGCCCGGGGCAGGCGGCCGACGGGUCCCCAGAGCCCAGCGCCGACGAGGACGACCUGAUGACGUGCUCCAACGCACGCUGCCGGCGCACUGAGACCAUGUUCAAUGCCUGUCUCUACUUCAAGUCGUGUCACAGCUGCUACACCUACUACUGCUCGCGCCUGUGCCGCCGCGAGGACUGGGACGCGCACAAGGCGCGCUGCGUGUACGGCCGCGUGGGCAGUGUGUGCCGCCACGUGCUGCAGUUCUGCCGCGACAGCGGCCCGGUGCACCGAGCCUUCUCACGCAUCGCGCGCGUCGGCUUCUUGUCCCGCGGCCGCGGCGUGCUCUUCCUGGGCUUCCCGAGUCCCGGCUCCGCAGACAACUUCCUACGCUUCGGCCUCGAGGGGCUGCUGCUGUCGCCCACCUACCUGUCGCUGCGAGAGCUGGCCACGCACGCGGCGCCCCUGGGCAGCUACGCGCGCGAGCUGGCGGCUGCCGGGCGCCUCUACGAGCCGGCUGAGUGCUUCUUGCUCAGUGUGUCGGUGGCCGUGGGCCCCAGCGCCGCGCCCCCCGGCGCACCCUCCCGGCCCGCGCCCGCGCCGCGCAGCCCCGGGCCCACGGUGCGCAAGUUCGCCAAGGUGGCGCUGGCGGCCGGCAGCCCGGCGCGGCCACCCCCGGCGCGGGGCCGCGAGCCGGACAUGGAGACGUUGAUCCUGACGCCGCCGCCGGGCACGGCGGGCCUGGACCAGGACGGCGAGGCGGGCCGCCGCGCGCGCGAGGUGGCCUUCAUCCACAUCCAGCGCGAGCUGCGGCUGCGCGGCGUGUUUCUGCGCCACGAGUUCCCGCGCGUCUACGAGCAGCUCUGCGAGUUUGUCGAGGACAACCGGCGCUUCACGCCCACCACCAUCUACCCCACGGACCGGCGCACUGGCCGCCCCUUCAUGUGCAUGAUCAUGGCCGCCUCUGAGCCGCGAGCGCUCGAUUGGGUGGCCAGCGCCAACCUGCUGGACGACAUCAUGUAGCUGGCUGGGCGCACCCGCGCUCUGCCCGGUCCACCCAGGACCCAGCCGCGAGCUCCGCCGAGCCCGCUCACACCCCGCCCAAACCGCCCAGGCCCCGCCCCGUCCACUCAGGGCUCACCCCCCCCCCCGAGCUCCGCCCAACCCACUCGGGGCCCGCCCAGCCUGCUCAGACCCCGCUCUGUCUACUCGGGCUCUGUCCAGCCCGCUGAGAUCCCGCCCAGCUCACUCAGGCCCUGCCCAGCCCACUCAGGACCCACUCAGGACCCACUCAGUCCACUCAGGUUCUGUCCAGCCUUCUCAAACCCCGCCCGAUCCACUCAGGGCCCGCCCAGCCCACUCAGGCCCCACCCAGUCCACCCAGGGCCCACCCCCGAGCUCCUCCGAGUCCACUGAGACUCUGCCUAGCCCGCUUAGACCCCGCCCGAUCGACCCAGGGCCCAUCCUGAGCCUCGCCCCCGCCUCUCCUAAGCCCCGCCUCGAAUUCCCCAUCCCCGCCCUGCUCGCCGCAAGCUCCGCCCACGUCCCGCCCCAUUGCGUUGGCCACAGGCCCCGCCUUUCCCUACCCUCCUCCUUACAAGCCCCCGACCAGUCUCGCCCGACUGCCUCUCGCCCAGCUCGCUCUUGGACCUCCCCAGAGGCCGGUCCUCGGCCGCAUGGUGCUCUCCGCUGGGAGAUGGGGUGGGCCUGAGGACUGCCGGGCCCUGCCUUCACGCGGAGAGGUCACUACUGCAGCCCUCAGCGCGCAAAUCCGGCCCGUCCGUCCCCUGUCGUCUGCAGGGCCUCCCUGGAACCUCCCCAACCCUGGUUCGCCCUGGUCCAGGAGCCCAAGUUGACCGAAGCCUAGUCCCGUCCCCUCAGACACGCCCCCCACCAGCCUCCUGUGGUCUGGGGUGCGUCUUGCUCGGAGGCUUUUCCUCUCUGGGGGACACCUUAUUGACCUUGGUCCUGCUCUUGUGGGCAGGCCCGACGGGGCCCUGCGCGGUGCGUUUCCGCUGGCCCCAGCCCCCGCUGGAGAGGACACAGCCAGACCCCGAGCCCGCACAUACACGGAGCUGCCCGCCCUGCUGACCUGUCCCGUCUUGGGAGGGGAAGCCCCUUGAGCUUGGGGCCUACAGGAGGGGUUGGGACAAGCAGCGGUGGAGAAGUACUCGGGGAUCCACAGUUGAGGCGCAAGAUGCCCAGCCAGAGGGGAAGGAGAACUGGGCGGAGGAAGCAGAGGGUGUGGGUGGGGACGCUGCCCAGGCGCCGGCCCAGAGCUGAGACCUGGCUGGGCGUGAGUCAGGGUACCUGCUUACACCAGACAGGAUGGCUCUAGGCGGGUGCCACGGCACAACGCGGGUGCAAAUGGCAGGAGGCCCUAUAGGAAGGGCUCCUACCCGCUGGUGCAGGGAGGACAGCAGAGGAGGGGCGUUACCAGCUGGGAGCCCAGCGGGGGAAAGCGAGGGUGGGAGCUGGUGCGGGAGCAAGCUAGUUCGCCAGGGCGGGAGUCCACCGGAGCAGUGGGGGCGAUUGCACAAACGCCCCCGCGCGCGCUCUGGCUGUGCACUGUGCUGCGGGCUGGCGACGCGAGGCUGGCGGCCGAACUCCCGCCCUCGGGAGCGCACGCUCUGGUAGCCCUCGGACCCCGCCCUCCCCUGGGGUGCACCAUGGCCCCGGCCCGGGCUCCAUGGAGGGCGAGUAACCAGGAGAAGGGGCGAGGCCGGGAGCCCGCAAGCGCCCCCGGCUUCGUUCCUGGUGCACAGCCCCGUCCGUUCCUCCCUCCCCCACACGCCUGCGCGCCCGCCUCGGCCCGCGUGUUUAUACCCGCCACGCGCCUCGCUUGUCCCGUUCGCCCUUGCAGUCCCCCAAGUCCAGCCGCCGUGCCCCCUGCUCUUGGGCCUCCGCCUUCGGCCCCACUCCUGAGAGCCUGCCGGCCGGCCAGGAACCACCAAUACCGGAAUUAUUUCCAGAGGGCGAGCGCUUACUGAACAAGUAAAACAACUCGAAUGUA